GAGUUUGUUUCACUCAAUAAUAAUAUGCAUGUGAUUAUACUGUGAGUUGGUGUGGGAGUUAUAUCUAUGGUAUGAGGUCCUAUGAAGUAGAUCAUCUAAAAUUUGGAGGUUUGUUCUUCUUCUUCUUCCCUUAUUGACUCCUCUCAAUUUGCAUCCUCUCAAUUUCAAACUUUGUAAAUAUUUGUUGUCACACAGAAUUGAUGUACUCAACAUGAUGUCCCUAAAUGAUGCAGGGUUUUACCAUUCUGCUAUCGUGAAUACACAUGACAUAAAAGAAGGGGAAAACCUUUGGGAGCUGGCAAAGAGAACCUACAUGUCAUUUGCAAAUGCUAAAAAUAAUCAGAAGCAUUUCUGGGACAUGAAUGACCUUAACUUUCUCAUGGUCAAGGCCAUUGAUAACCCUGGAUUAACACGGUCGUCAUCAUUAAGAACUUCACUCAUAUCGGUGUUUGAAGACCCAGUGAUUGACCAUUCCGAUGAAUUGCAUCAAGAGAUUGGAUUGGAGGACUACAUAGGGUGUGCUUCUGUUCAUAGUGUAGGCCCAUCAAUCGCAAUAUUUGACACGAUACGAGAUGGGGAAUUAGAUUGUGCAUGUGUAUAUCCAUCACCACUACAUUCGAGGGAACAGAUGCUAGAGCUGAUUGAUGACAUGAAGAGAAUUCUUGUAAAUGGCAGUAACCAUGUGGAGAGUGACAGCUAGUUUUUCUUAAUGAGAUUCUAGUGAUGGCACUGUAGAUUUGUGGGUUGGUUUCAACAUCUGUUUUAACCAAGAGUAAUGUAAUUUCUCUCUCUAUAUAUACAUGAUCAAUUUGUUCCUAACUGAUCAAAAUCUGCAUUGAAGUCUAUACAUUUAAUGUUC
Molecule: messenger RNA, 859 nt
Organism: Ilex paraguariensis (yerba mate)
Lineage: Eukaryota; Viridiplantae; Streptophyta; Magnoliopsida; Aquifoliales; Aquifoliaceae
Source: the annotation of a GenBank genome assembly